AUAUUUAUAAAACUUCAUUUUAAAAGUGGUGAGUGAAGAGUUCGUAUUAAGUUCAACGCGAAAUCAAUUGAAUUUGAUAAUUAUUUCCGAUUAACAUAUGAUAUUAAGUAUGCUUACUUCCCGAAUAAACUCUACAAAAGUGAAAAUUUCAUCAUAAAUCGACAAUUCAUGAGGUGAUUUUUCGAAGGAAAAUCUAUUGGCUUCUACUGUAGUAGGAGCAUUUAUUGGGUUUUAUAAAUCCUGUUGAAUAUUAGUAUAAUAUAUAUUGAGCGAAAUCAUGAUGACCGACACUUUGACUCCAAAUAAUCAUGUUAUUGCCCUACCCGGCAAACUCGAUAUUGAUAACCAAACAGCAAGUCCACCUACAAAUAAUGAUGAUUUAGGGUGGAAAUCGAAGCUUAAAAUACCCCCGAAGGACCGAAGAAUUCAAACUAGUGAUGUAACAGAUAGACGAGGAAACGAGUUUGAGGAGUUUUGCCUCAAGAGAGAACUGUUGAUGGGAAUUUUCGAGAAAGGAUGGGAGAAACCGUCGCCAAUUCAAGAAGCGUCCAUUCCAAUUGCCCUGUCAGGCAAAGACAUAUUGGCGAGGGCCAAAAACGGCACAGGAAAGACUGGCGCGUACAGUAUACCCGUACUGGAACAAAUCGACUCGAAGAAAGACUGCAUUCAGGCGCUGAUAAUCGUCCCGACCAGAGAACUAGCCCUGCAAACGUCGCAAAUUUGUAUUGAACUUGCCAAGCACAUGAAUGUUCGAGUCAUGGUGACAACGGGCGGAACUAACCUGAGGGAUGAUAUCAUGCGCAUAUAUCAAAAGGUACAAGUUAUAAUCGCAACUCCAGGUCGUAUACUGGAUCUGAUGGAGAAAAAAGUUGCAGAAAUGGAUCAGUGCAAGAUACUUGUCCUGGACGAAGCGGACAAGCUCCUAUCGCAAGACUUUAAGGGUAUGCUCGAUGUGGUUAUCAAGAAUCUUCCGCAGGAAAGGCAAAUACUGCUGUUCUCUGCCACCUUUCCCCUGACCGUUGAGCAGUUUAUGAAGAAGCAUCUGAGGGACCCGUACGAGAUUAAUUUGAUGGAAGAGUUGACACUUAAGGGGGUCACACAGUAUUACGCGUUUGUGCAAGAGCGUCAGAAAGUUCACUGUCUCAAUACUCUAUUCUCAAAGUUACAAAUCAACCAAAGUAUUAUUUUCUGCAAUUCCACGCAACGGGUUGAAUUACUGGCGAAAAAGAUCACCGAGCUCGGCUACUGUUGCUACUACAUCCACGCGAAAAUGGCGCAGGCGCACAGAAACCGGGUUUUCCACGAUUUCCGGUCGGGUCUAUGUCGCAAUCUAGUCUGCUCUGAUCUUUUCACGAGAGGUAUUGAUGUACAAGCAGUGAACGUCGUGAUCAACUUCGACUUUCCGAAAAUGGCGGAAACGUACCUUCACCGUAUCGGCAGAUCCGGAAGAUUCGGUCAUUACGGUCUCGCGAUCAACCUAAUCACCUACGACGACAGAUUCACCCUGCAUCGCAUCGAACAAGAACUGGGUACCGAGAUCAAGCCCAUACCGAAAGUGAUCGAUCCCAAGCUUUACGUCGCCUCGAAAUUGGAAGACGACGACGAUGACGAUGACGAGAAAUAAAACCACCGCCCCCGCCCCGGUUACUUAAAUCUCGGAUCGACGAGUGGAUUUUCGACCGUUCCGAUCUCCUAGUAGUUCCAAUAUUAUGUAUAAUAUUUAUCAGAGAACAUAGUUUCAGUUGAGUUAUUUUUUACGUGAGAGAAUUUCUAAACGGAAAGUGUCCGAUGCUCAAUUCGUUGUUACUCGAAAAAAAAACACGGUUAAGAGGUUUAUUUGAAAAAAAAAAAGACUCGCAAGUGAAAUCUUAGUGAAAGUGGAAGGGUAUUUAUGUACAAAUUGAAAAAUAUUUUAAUAUUCUCGCAUCCGCCUUUAAGUAUUUCCUCGGUAUUCGUUGAACUCUCGAUAAGAUAUCCUUCAGAUAUCGACCGAUUUUCUGUAAAAUAUCAUUUUUCAAAAAUCCGAUUGAAAGAAACCUCCCAAGAAGUCGGUUGUUGGUCGAAGGAUAUCGUAUCAAAAUUUUUGGAUUUGUGUAAGUUACCCAUACAAUUUCAAAACGACGCUAUGUCGAGUCUAAAUGUUUAUAGGCUGAUCGAAAAUAUUAAAAUGUUUUAAAACUGGGGAAUUUUAUUGAAUUUUCAAUAACUUAUUCACAUCUAAAUCUCCAAAAAUUCAAUAAAAAUCUCGAGUUUUGCGAGAUUAAGAGACGUUACAACAAGUGCAACAAGACUGGACUAUAAAUGUGCUUUGAAUUAAAAAAAAAUUGAGUGGAGAUAGGGACUCCGAAUGUUUGUGAAGAAGUGAGUAAAAUGAAGAUGAUUUACUCGUAUCUGAAGAAAAAUAGUAAUUAUGUAAAUAUGAGGAGAUUUUUCUGGACGUUAGUUAGGAUCUUCUAACGUUGAGACUAGUCAAUCAUGUACCUUCCUUAUAGGAAGAAAUUGAAAGAAAAAAAAGAUCAAAAUCUCAAACGAUCUGUGAUAGCUUAAUAAUUAUUUGAUAAUUAAAAGGCUUUCCUUGGUCGUUUUUACGAUGUGCAACAAAAUUGUAAAUUUUCAUCUCUCUCUUUUGGUGGAUUUUCAAAAUUUAGCUUUUGUUUUGGUCUUUUUCAAUAAAAAAAAAUUUAACACGAGAUGAAAAUAUAAAAAAAGUAUUGUACGAUGUCUGAAGCCAUCCAAACUAUUUCCUUGGAAGUAGUUUCGAAGUGAUCUUAUUGAAAGACUUCUGUUUUUUAUAGGGGGGGAGAACUUUGUACUAUUUAUGACAUAUAAUGUUAUUUGUAUGCUGAAGUUAUUUAUAAUUUUUCUUCAAUAUACAUUUUUCCAAAAGGGUAACAAAUUUUCGCAUACAUCUAACAUAAAUUAUUUUGUUAUAGAAAAAUCUAAAAAAAAAAUACGUGAAAGGUAUUUGCUUAAUUCCAAAGCAAAGUAUUUUUGAAAAUUGAUCGCAGCCAAACUAUCAACAUUUGUUAUUUCCGACUUUUUGUUUCCCUGAAUUUUUCUACAAAAUUAAAUGCCUUUCACACC
Coccinella septempunctata (seven-spotted ladybird) is the source of this 3084-nucleotide messenger RNA. RefSeq names its product ATP-dependent RNA helicase me31b (gene me31B). The transcript is spliced from 8 exons. Gene Ontology annotation, molecular function: ATP binding; mRNA binding; RNA helicase activity. Gene Ontology annotation, biological process: P-body assembly; cytoplasmic stress granule assembly. The coding region runs from base 278 to 1624 and encodes 448 amino acids. The record is from RefSeq and is a predicted model, not a curated record. NCBI's taxonomy places the organism in Eukaryota, Metazoa, Arthropoda, Insecta, Coleoptera, Coccinellidae. Gene Ontology annotation, cellular component: P-body; cytoplasmic stress granule.